AUGGACCUCUACGAGACAGAUGGGUACCGCUCAGCCAUCAUGAAAGGCAAAGAGUCUUUUGAGGAAUUGGAGACAUACAUCGACCUGUACCUGAUACAUUCCCCUCAUCAUCCCUACGAACGAAUCGGUAUGUAUCGUGGCCUGGAGGAGCUCCAGAGGCAAGGUAUCGUCAAAUCAAUUGGGGUGAGCAAUUUCGGUGUCAAACACCUUCAAGAAUUGCUCGACUCUCCAGAGACGUCUGUCGUCCCCGCGGUCAAUCAGGUCGAGAUUCAUCCGUUUCUUCUGCGAAAUGAUAUAGAGGAAUUCUGCGCCGCCCAUGGCAUUGUUGUGCAAGCCUAUUCGCCGCUGGCAAAAGCCAAACGAAUGGACGAUGAAACGAUCAACGCCAUCGCCGGUGGCCACGGUGUCUCUGUUGCGCAGGUAGGAUUUGUGACUGUCGCAUACGGCACUGUGUAUUGUAUGGUGGGUGUGCAUGGCUUUCCGGCUGAAGCAUUAGUGCGGAAUUGGUUGAAGUCAUUGGUACUUCGAGUGAUAUGUCCGAAUAUAUAAUUGCAGCUGAACGGCUGUGUACUGAAGUGAGCGGUUUGUUAUCGGCCACAUCCCGUGUGUGAGUGUUGUGCUGGUGGCGCCAUUCUCUGUACAAACCAAUACCGUCCUGCAUGCAUGCUACCGUGUCGAGAUUGUCAGUAGUGGUGUGUGGAAGAGUCGUCUCGUGGUAGUGCAGCGAUAGUUUUUGGUUGUGAAAUAGAUAAUAGUUGACGUAUUGGAUAGGACGGUGGCUCAGUAUCUGUUCAGCAUAUUAAAUCAAAUCUUGGUAAGCAGCAAAUGCUGGUGGUUAUGUGUGUAUGGUAUUGAUCUAUAGAUACGCGAGAGGUACACAGUGCGCUUCGGGUAGUGCGAAGUGAGUCAAGUUGUUUAUCAAAUUGAGAUCAUGUGAUCAAAGAUAAUUUGUAUUGUUGUUGGAAUUGACAAGCCGCAAAGGUCGGCUGCGCCUGUCGAGUAUUUUGCGGGCUACUGGAGUAGAAACCGCUAACUGCAGUUUUAGCUAGAACUAAUUAAUGCGUAUGUGUUAACAUCCUCGCCAAACCGUGUCGCUUCAGUUUUAAACGUUAUGCAAACGUAUGUCUCGCUAGUAUUUCAUCUGUCCAUACAACUUUACGGUGCCGAAUUCCUGCGGG
Molecule: messenger RNA, 1178 nt
Organism: Sphaeroforma arctica JP610
Lineage: Eukaryota; Ichthyosporea; Ichthyophonida
Exons: 4
Coding region: 1-549 (182 amino acids)
Molecular function (GO): oxidoreductase activity
Source: RefSeq, a predicted model, not a curated record